UGUUACCUCCCUCGGCGGUGACGUCACCGCCCGCUGCUUCGGUACAGCAUCCGCCUCCGACACAACCAUUUUGGACCACCACCAUCCAGACCCAGCCAAACCCGCCUGUCAGCGGCCCCCACGGCCACCACCUACCCCGAGAAGGCACCGCCUUACCCGGGUCGAUAGAGGACACCGAGUCCUUCUGUCUUGAUGGAGGCUGCUAGUAGGCGGGAAGGCUCUGAUUAAAAACACGACGGAGCUACACACAACACAGUGCUAACAUCACAGCUGCGGUGGUCCAGUCAAGCCGGCAAGCAACGAGCGGGCACCCUGAGGUGCUAAGCAAGGCAGCGCACCAUGGCGGGGGCUUCCGUGAAGGUGGCGGUCCGAGUCCGCCCUUUCAACUCCAGGGAGAUGAACAAAGAGAGCAAAUGCAUCAUCCAGAUGUCAGGAAACACCACGACCAUCAUCAACCCCAAGCAGGCUAAAGACAACAAGAGUUUCAACUUUGAUUACUCCUACUGGUCGCACACCUCGCCGGCGGAUGUGAACUACGCGUCUCAGAUGCUCGUCUACAAAGACAUCGGCGAGGAAAUGCUGCUGCACGCCUUUGAGGGUUACAACGUCUGCAUCUUUGCAUAUGGACAGACGGGCGCCGGAAAGUCCUACACCAUGAUGGGCAAGCAGGAUGUCAAAGAUCAACAGGGCAUCAUCCCGCUGCUAUGUGAAGAUCUCUUUACCAAAAUCAAUGACAACACAGACAAUAGCAUGUCUUACUCUGUGGAGGUGAGCUACAUGGAGAUCUACUGUGAGCGCGUGCGCGACCUCCUCAACCCCAAGAACAAAGGCAACCUGCGGGUGCGCGAACAUCCUUUGAUGGGUCCCUACGUGGAGGACCUGUCCAAGUUGGCUGUCACUUCCUACAACGACAUACAGGACCUGAUGGACUCUGGCAACAAAGCCAGGACGGUGGCUGCUACCAACAUGAACGAGACCAGCAGUCGCUCGCACGCCGUUUUUAACAUCAUCUUCACUCAGAAACGCCACGACGCUGACGCUGACAAUACCUCUGAAAAGGUGAGUAAAAUCAGUUUGGUGGAUUUGGCUGGCAGCGAGAGAGCUGAUUCUACCGGAGCCAAAGGGACCAGGCUGAAGGAAGGAGCCAACAUCAACAAAUCUCUAACCACGCUGGGAAAGGUCAUCUCCGCUUUGGCAGAAGUGGACUCUGGACCAAACAAGAACAAAAAGAAGAAGAAAGCAGAAAGUUUCAUUCCUUAUCGCGAUUCAGUGCUGACUUGGCUGCUCCGAGAAAAUCUUGGUGGUAACUCUCGCACUGCCAUGGUGGCUGCGCUGAGCCCGGCGGACAUCAACUAUGACGAGACGCUCAGCACGCUCAGGUAUGCCGACCGUGCCAAGCAGAUCCGCUGCAACGCCGUCAUCAACGAGGAUCCCAACAACCGGCUGGUGCGCGAGCUGAAGGAGGAGGUUUCACGUCUCAAAGACCUGCUCUUCGCCCAGGGCCUGGGGGACAUUAUCGAGACAUUUCGAGGGUCUGCUGCUGAGAUUGAGGGUUUGAAACUGACCAACGCCAUGACGGGCAUGAGUCCCUCUCCGUCGCUGUCGGCCCUGUCCAGCCGCGCCGGCUCCAUCGCCAGCCUGCAUGACCGCAUCAUGUUCAGCCCGGCCAAUGAGCAGGCCAUCGAGCGCCUGAAGGAAACUGAGAAAAUCAUCGCAGAGCUCAACGAGACGUGGGAAGAGAAACUUCGGCGGACUGAAGCCAUACGAAUGGAACGAGAGGCCCUGCUGGCAGAAAUGGGCGUGGCCAUGCGCGAGGAUGGCGGCACGGUCGGCGUCUUUUCCCCCAAGAAGACGCCUCAUCUGGUGAACCUGAACGAGGACCCUCUCAUGUCCGAGUGCUUGCUCUACUACAUCAAGGAUGGAAUAACCAGGGUGGGCCGUGUGGAUGCCGCGAGCCGCCAGGACAUCGUCCUCAGCGGCCACUUCAUCAAGGAUGAGCACUGCACUUUCACCAGCGCCACAGGACCCCAGGGAGAAACCGUUGUCCUGGAGCCUUGCGAAGGAGCAGAGACCUACGUCAACGGCAAGAGAGUGACGGAGGCCACAGUCCUUAAAUCAGGAAAUCGCAUCAUCCUGGGCAAGAGCCACGUGUUCCGCUUCAACCAUCCCGUGCAGGCGCGGGCUGAGAGGGAGAGGACCCCGUGCGCCGAGACCCCCGCCGAGCCCGUGGACUGGGCUUUUGCCCAGAGGGAGCUGCUGGAGAAGCAAGGCAUUGACAUGAAGCAGGAGAUGGAGCAGAGGCUCCAGGAGCUGGAGGAUCAAUAUCGCAAAGAGAGAGAGGAGGCUAACAACCUGCUAGAGCAGCAAAGACUGGAUUACGAAAGCAAGCUGGAGGCCCUUCAGAAGCAGGUAGAUCGUUAUUACCCAGAAGCACCCGAGGAAGAGGAGGAGCCCGAAGAGGAAGCUCAUUGGAGCGAGCGUGAACGAGAGCUGGCGGAGUGGAGCUUUCGCAGGUGGAGGUGCUACCAGUUCACCUCCCUGCGGGACCUCCUGUGGGGCAACGCCAUCUUCCUCAAGGAGGCCAACGCCAUCAGUGUGGAGCUCAAGAAGAAGGUUCAGUUCCAGUUUGUGCUGUUGACUGACACCCUAUACUCGCCGCUCCCGCCCGACCUGCUGACGCCUGAGGUCAGCAAAGAGCGCGAGAGGCGAAUUUUUCCGCAAACCAUCGUGGCUGUGGAGGUGCAGGACCAGAAGAAUGGAGCCACUCACUACUGGACGCUAGAAAAACUCAGGCAGAGACUGGAUCUCAUGAGAGAGAUGUAUGACCGCGCCGCUGAGGUUCCCCCUACCACCGCUGUUGCUUCAGCGACGGGUAUGAAUUCCACCACAGACGACGGCGAAGGCGCCAUGACGGGCGGCGACCCUUUUUACGACCGCUUCCCUUGGUUCCGUCUGGUGGGCAGAAACCCUCUUUUCAACACGUGCAUGAGCGAGCGCAUGAGCGACCCCACCCCGUCCCCCACCCUCUCCGCCUCCGAGACCACCGACUCCCCUCAGCAGGAGGCUCGCGGCGGCGAGGACGACGAGUCUGAGGAGCUGGAUGACGAUAUCUUUUUGGAUGAGCCCUCUUCGGAGCUGGCGGGAGAGGAGGAGGAGGAGGAGGAGGAGGAGGAGGAGGAGGAUGAGGAGGAGGAGCGAGAACUGUGCCGAGGUUCCAGCGAAGGCCAGGAUCCCUUUUACGACCGCUCGCCAUUAUUCAGUGUAGUGGGAAGAUCAUUUGUGUACCUGAGCAACCUGCUGUACCCCGUUCCUCUGGUGCACCGUGUGGCCAUCGUGAGCGAGAAAGGCGACGUCAAGGGCUUCCUGCGUGUGGCGGUGCAGGCCAUAUCGGGUAAGGCUCAGCGAAGAGGCGGGGCUGUGUGGCAGGGCUGCGUGCGAUUGGCCGGUGAAUGCCGUUGUUUCGCCCCUCCAGCCGACGAGGAAGCGCCCGACUACGGCUCGGGGGUGCGACAGUCGGGCACUGCCAAAAUCUCCUUUGAGGAUCAACAGUAUGAAAAGUUCCAGUCAGAGUCCUGUUCGGUAGGCCUGUCCUGUACCGAAGUCUCCCAGGAGGAGCUUCGCAUCGUGGAGGGCGAGGGGCAGAGCGCAGAGACAGGACCCUCGGCGGACGAAGUCAACAAUAACACAUCUGGCGGUAAUGAAGACGACGUUGCGGGGAAGUCGGGAGUGGACGGCCAAGUGGAAGUGAUGGCGGAGCAUCUAAAGAUCGGGAACAUUUUCACCUUCCGUGUGACCGUGCUACAAGCCUCCAGCAUCUCCGCAGAGUACGCUGACAUCUUCUGCCAGUUCAAUUUCAUCCACCGGCACGACGAGGCCUUCUCCACGGAACCCCUGAAGAACACGGGCCGUGGCCCCCCGCUGGGCUUUUACCACGUGCAGAAUAUCGCCGUUGAAGUGACCAAAUCGUUAGUGGACUACAUCAGCAGUCAGCCGAUCGUGUUUGAGGUGUUUGGACACUACCAGAAACAAGCAUUUCUUCCUCUAUGUAAAGAUGUCAUUAGUCCACUGCGGCCCUGCAGGAGGCAGUUCCCCCGUGUGAUGCCUCUGUCCAAACCAGCGGACUCGGAGCAGAACCAGGAGAAAGCGCUGGAGUUGAUCCGCUACCUGGUGCCCGACGUGCUCAACGGGGCGCUGGUGGACUCUCUGUCGUGCCACGCCCUCUCCGCUGCGGGGCUGGCCGCUUCCUUCCUGACGGAAGCGAACGAGCCCGCGUGGGCCGCCGCGCCCGCCUCCAUUUGUUCUGUUGUUAAAGCGCAGACGCCCGUGCCGGCCACCAAGCUGACGGCGGUGGCACGCCCGCAGGUAGGUCCGCGCCACUGCAAGUACGACCUGAUGGUUUUCUUCGAGAUCUGCGAGCUGGAGGCCAACGGAGAUUACCUCCCUGCUGUGGUGGACCACAGAGGAGGAAUGCCUUGUCACGGCACCUUCCUCCUGCACCAGGGUCUCCAGAGGAGAAUCACCGUCACCAUCGUGCACGAGUCCGGCGGCGACAUCGAAUGGAGAGACGUGCGAGAGCUCGUUGUGGGACGACUUCGCAACACCCCCGAAUCCGACGAGAGCAUCCUGGACCCCAACAUUCUGUCCCUCAAUAUCUUGUCCGCCGGCUACGUCAGGCCCUUGCACGACGACAGACAGUUUCUUGAUUCGGACAUGCCUAGCAUCUCCCGUCGGGGACUUGAUCCUAGGACGUUCUACCGCUUGGAGGCGGCGUGGGACAGCUCCAUGCACAACUCCUUGCUCCUCAACCGGGUCACGCCCUGCGGCGAGAAGAUCUACAUGACGCUCUCAGCCUACUUGGAGCUGGAGAAAUGCACGCAGCCGGCGGUGGUGACCAAAGACGUGUGCAUGGUGUUCUACUCUCGCGACACCAAGCUGUCCGCCUCGCGUUCCAUACGCAACCUUUUCGGCACGGGAAGCCUGAGAGCGGCGGAUGGAAACCGUGUGACGGGUGUGUACGAGAUGAGCCUGUGCAACCUGGCCGACGCGGGGAGUCCGGGCAUGCAGCGGCGCCGGCGGCGAGUGUUGGACACGUCGGUGGCGUAUGUCCGCGGUGAGGAGAACCUGGCCGGGUGGAGGCCUCGCAGCGACAGCCUCAUCCUGGAGCACCAGUGGGAGCUCGACAAGCUCAGCCUGCUUCAGGACGUGGAGAAGACCAAACAUUUCCUGCUGCUGCGGGAGAAGCUGGAGUCUACCCUGCUGCUGGCGGGUCGGGGGGCUCAGCAGCCGGCGGAGGAGGAGCCCCGCCGGGCCGAGGCGGGCGCGGGCGCUGCGUCUGACGUCACCGCCGAGAGGCAGCGAGAGCUCGCCACCAAGUGUCUGCGGCUACUCAGUCACUCCUUCGACAGAGAGUACACUCACGUGUGCGUCAGCGCCAGUGAAAGCAAGAUCUCGGAGAUGUCCGUCACCACGCUGAGAGACUCGGCCUCCAUUUCCGCCCUCAACACCAUCACGCCCUCGUCCACCUGUCCUUCCCUGGUGGAGGGUCGCUAUGGCAACGCCGAUCUCAGACCUCCCGCUCCUCGCUCCCGCGCCGUCAGUCCGACUCCCGACGCGCAGCCCGACGCCGACGCUAAAAAGUGCGCGGGCGCAGCCUCGGAAGGAAAACCUCGCAUACGUAGAUUUGUCCCCGAUAUCCAGGAGAUCCGAGUCAGCCCCAUCGUGUCCAAGAAGGGUUACCUGCACUUCCUGGAGCCGCACACCAACGGCUGGGUGAAGCGCUACGUGGUGGUGCGCCGGCCGUACGUCUACAUCUACAACACGGAGCGCGACGCCGUGGAGCGGGCCAUACUCAACCUGUCCUCGGCCCAGGUGGAGUACAGCGAGGACCAGCAGGCCAUGCUCAAGACCCCCAACACGUUUGCCGUGUGUACGGAACACCGCGGAAUAUUGCUUCAAGCCAUGAGUGACAAAGACAUGCACGACUGGCUGUAUGCCUUCAAUCCUCUCCUGGCGGGGACUAUCAGAUCCAAGUUGUCCAGAAGACGGGUGGGACAGAUGAGGAUGUGAUGGAAAAGACUCCAGAUGUACAUAGACCACCGCCGCCAUCUUCCUUCUUCCACAUGCUAGCGUUCCUCGACGCCAUCUUGUGUCAGGACUUUUCUAAUCAGUCCCGUAGUCAGACGCCAUACGUGUGUGGUGAUGUCAUGUAGUUGUGUCAGUGGCGCAUUCGGCCUUAUACAUACAAUUCAUAACGUGUGUGUGUGUGUAUGUGCGUGUGUGUGCGGACUUGUAGUGGGACACAAAGGAAGUAACAAAAUUGGAAUUAAGACAGAUGUAUUGGGACAGCCACCAAAUGAGAAAACUGCAGUUUACAAAAGAAUUGGGAAACCCAGAAGUAAGAAAGGUGGAAUUCGGACAAAAGUAUUGCUACAACAACAGAAAGUGCAAAUUGGAGUUCGGACAAAGGUAUUGGGACACUUACAGGAAGUUAAAAAAAAAAAAAAAAAAAAAAAAAGUGGGGUUUGUACAAAAGUAUUGGGAAACUUCCAGGAAAUAAAAACAUGUGGGGUUUGGACAAUAGUAUUGGGACACUAAUAGGAACUGGAAAAACUGAAGAAAACGUUAAAUUUAUUGGGACACUGCAUCUUGGAUUGGGAUUUUUUUUUUCAGUUUACCUUUUUGGACUCGGCUGGUAAAAGGACCUUCUUGGAAUUCCUGAUUUAGGAUUUCACUGACAAGUGUGUCCUAAUACUUUUGUCUCUACAUGUGGAAAAAAAUGCAUAUCUUAAAAAGAUAUCUUUUUUUGGUUUUCAUUUCGCCGACAAACUUUCUCACACGCUGCCUCCAUGUUUGCACAUCUGCACUCGCACAAAAACAACAGCAACGCCACGUUCAUCCUCAUAUCGAGACAGUUCACUUCUCACUCUCUUAUUUAUGUAUUUAUUUCCGCCUGCAUGUAUUUAUUCAUUGACAAAGACGUUUACAGUAUAUUUGUAAAGUGGUGCAAUUUCUGCACGUGGCACUUUGGAAGACGCUCCCUCCCAUGUUGUUGUUUUUUCAAAUAAUAACACAACCACACUUUUACUUGAACGAAUCCCCUCCACCCCUUUAAGUUGUCGGGCCAGUCGAAGGUAGUAUAAAAGUAUAAAUAUAUGUAUAUACAGUAUAGAGUACUGUAUAUGUAUUAAUGUGCACAUGGAUGACGUAGUGCCUCACGGUUGCUUUCUAUUGGACAACCUUCACGCUGCUAUUUGUGCUCUUCAUCCCUACAUCAUCAUCAUCCUGUGUCAUCAUCUAUACACAACUUUAAUAUCACUGGAAUCUCAAUCUGAACAUUUUGGACUACGGCGGAACCUGACUAAUUUGCAUGAAACUUCAGUCUGGUUAUGUUGAAAGCAGGGGAUUGAUUGAUUUGAAGAUUCAGCCAUACAGUAGCUCACUUCGUUUUCAUUAGUUUAUUUUUGAUUAGAAACAUUUCAUUUCAAUUAAGAUCUAAAUUAGAAUUUUGAAAAUAAAUGUAAAUGAAAUGUUUUUAAUUCAAUAAAAAUCCUAAUUAAAAACAAGUACAUUUCAAUGAAAUUCAGAAUUGAAAUCUCAAGACUAUUCCCAUUCUUUCCGCAUUUGUCUUCCACGCCAUCAGUGGUACCUAUAUGAGAUGAAAUCACAAAUACACCCAAAGAAAACGUACAACACAUUUGCUAGUACUAUACCCGAGAUGUUUGCUGAGCCGAAGUCUCGCGAGACUUUCCGAUAUCUCGUGCGAAGUCACAUACUAAGAAUUUUUUUCUGCAAAUUUUAAAGCAGAUUAGUUUUUUUUUCCAGAAAAUUCCCAUUUUUUUAAUGGACUUUGGAGGUUCUGCUGUACUCUACUGAGCCCGCCCCAAAAUUUCAACUGAGAUAGCCAGCACGCCCGCGACCCUUGUGAGAAUAAGCGGUACGGAAAAUGGAUUGAUGGAUGGAACAUAAGAUUUUUUUAAUUUUUUUUUACAUUUAAUACAUUUUUCACUUCUCCGAUGACGAGAGCGUGCGUCCGGUCAGCCAACCUGAGUGCAUGCUCACAAAAAAAAAAACCUCACUUACAUUCUAGCUCAGUGGUUCUCAAUCUUUUUAUAGCAAGUACCACCUAAAAUAAUUCCAUCAUCCUGACCGACAUUAAAAUACAGUAGCAUAGAGGUAGAAGUAUUCACAAAAACAAGGCAGAGGUUUUAUACCUAAAAAUGAUCUGUAACAUUAUUGUAAACCACUGUAACAAUAUGCAGUUUGAACAUAAACUGUACGUAAAUAUAGGACAAUAUUUUUAAAAAUGUCCUUCAAGACUCACAAAGUUAAAUACAAAUGUGAAAACUAAAAACUUAAUGUAGCGUGAACAAUUUGAACUUUAAACCUGUGUGAAAAUAUAUUAAAAAAAUAAAAACCGUUUUUAAACAGUGAUUCAGUGAUUAUGUAUUGCACAUGAAAGUCCAAUACAACUGAACUAUACUUAAAAAAUGCACUGUAAUACUUGAAAAGUAAAAUUAAAAAAAAUGUAAAAACAUGAAUAUUAAAAAAUAUGCUGUACUGGAUAAAAAGGUCUAAGACACUGUAACAUUAUGCACAGUUUGAACAUUAACUCCGCGCUUAAAAAUGGAAAAAUUGAACAAUUGGAAAUUAAAUAUUUAAUAUUGAUUCAACUUAAACGCAUUCCCCAUGAAAGUUAAAUAACUACCAGAAUAAAUAUUUGAAAUGAAACUCUUUGUCCGUAUUAAAUGCAAAUGUACCUUACUUAAGUUAAAUACGACAGAAAGUUUUUUUUUUUUGGGUGGGGGGGGCUCCACUGUUUUGUCCCCAAAUGCGUAGCGCACUUUGAGAAUCACUGUCCUAGCACAUUUUGAAGCAUUUAAGCCUACAUGUCCUCCAUGCCCAAUCAUAUGGAACAUUUUGACAACUUUCCAUGUUCCUUGUCAACACAGUUGCGACCAAUCUGGUCACGUUUUCAUCAGGCCUUUUCAUGUGUGUCACAUUGGAUCCAACCAACGUUGUUGCAGUCACUAAACACUGAAUGUACAAACGACAUUUUUAAGCUACUACAACUACGACUACUGAAGUGCUUGUGUGUGCGCUCCCCUAUGACCUCACGUGUACUUGUGUGUUUAUGGGUGUGCGGCACCACUAUUGUUUAUUACAAUACGCACACGUUGGCCGUCAUCCAUUUUCUAUCGCCCUCUGCUUUGAAUGAAAAAUUGCAAUUUUUGUGCUUCCAACUUUUUGUCUUUCUCUGGAAAAAAAAAAAAAAAAAAAAACACGCAAAAAAAAAACGACGUUGCAUUGUAUAUAAUAAACACGAUUGCUGUGAACGGUGUGUAUCAUAUCAUCAAACGGCUGCGAUCCUACUGUAAAUGGGCUGUAGAGUUCCGUGUGUCUUUUUUCGAGUGUCGGAGUUAAGCGUUCCAAAUAUUUGUGCGUGUGUGUGUUUGCACUGAAACACAUUGUCAUAUAUGGAAUCGGAAUAAAAUUACAAUGAUGCAACACAAAG
Messenger RNA from Phyllopteryx taeniolatus (common seadragon), 9511 nucleotides. It is a transcript of the gene kif1aa, whose product is annotated as kinesin family member 1Aa. Gene Ontology annotation, biological process: microtubule-based movement. Gene Ontology annotation, molecular function: microtubule binding; ATP binding; microtubule motor activity. The coding region runs from base 340 to 6066 and encodes 1908 amino acids. Lineage: Eukaryota; Metazoa; Chordata; Actinopteri; Syngnathiformes; Syngnathidae. The transcript has 50 exons. The record is from RefSeq and is a predicted model, not a curated record.